AUGGAAAAGAUGGAAAAGAUGGAAAAGAUAAAAGAAGUAAAAGAAAUAAAAGAAACAGACGAGACGGACGAGACGGACGAGAUGACCGAGACGGACGAGAUGAUCGAGAUAAUCGAAAUAAUCGAGAUAAUCGAGAUGACCGUGAUAAUCGAGAUAAUCGUGAUGACCGAGAUGACCGUGAUGACCGUGAUGACCGUGAUAACCGUGAUGACCGAGAUGACCGAGAUGCACGAGAGGGCCGAAAUAACCAAGAUGACCAAGACGAUCAAGAUAAACGGACGAAAUAAAAGCAUCAAAAACACCAAACAAAAAAAAGGCAAGCUUACAGGUACAGCCAUGCUCAUCUUCAUACCGAUACCGAUACCGAUAUCGAUAUCGCAAAAAGAUGAAUCCAACGUAAGCCUCUCGCGGCAAAGCGAUAGAUGA
This is a messenger RNA of Drepanopeziza brunnea f. sp. 'multigermtubi' MB_m1, 426 nucleotides long. The record is from RefSeq and is a predicted model, not a curated record. NCBI's taxonomy places the organism in Eukaryota, Fungi, Ascomycota, Leotiomycetes, Helotiales, Drepanopezizaceae.